Trichoderma asperellum CBS 433.97 is the source of this 657-nucleotide messenger RNA. RefSeq lists its product as uncharacterized. The record is from RefSeq and is a predicted model, not a curated record. NCBI's taxonomy places the organism in Eukaryota, Fungi, Ascomycota, Sordariomycetes, Hypocreales, Hypocreaceae.
AUGGAUCCGGACUGCGCCAUCUGCCAUGCUCCGGCCUCGAUGGCCUGUGACUGCGAGGCAAAAGGCCUCGAAGUGGCUGUUAAACAGGCCGAGGAACGCAUGAUGCGAUCCAUAUAUAGUGACAUACGUUCGUGGGUAAGGGCCCAUGCUCAAGAUUACAUACUUGAGUAUUUCCGUCAACUCGCUGAGCGACGAAAGACGGCCCACUCGGCUCAUCUUGAUCACAUCACUGCCCACGCCUUCUACCAUUACAAUGCGCCGCCACACCCAAACCAAAUUGCUGAGGCUCAGGCCACCCUGAAGCGAGGCAUUGAUGAAGAUUGGCAGGCCAGCGUCCAACGUUACCCCGAGGUCCUCGAGUAUUUCUACAGCCUCAUCGAGCUCACCCUUCCCGCAGACGAUGAGGCAGCCGUGAAAAAUCCUCCAUUGACUGCUCCUCCUCGAAAGCCGACCCGUCGAGCCGGCUCAAUCAGCGCCAGUGCUGGCACUCCUGCCCCUCCUCCAGCCAUAGCUCCUCCAUCACAAUUUCAUGACCGUGAGGCUCUUAUGGAGCGUCGCACUCCUGCCCCAGCUGCUGCAUCACGAGACCGAAGGACAUUCAGGCCGCCACCACCACAGCACCACCCAUCUUCAUCGUAUUACGCACCUUUUGGAUAA